Molecule: messenger RNA, 1346 nt
Organism: Prunus avium (sweet cherry)
Lineage: Eukaryota; Viridiplantae; Streptophyta; Magnoliopsida; Rosales; Rosaceae
Product: Calcineurin-like metallo-phosphoesterase superfamily protein
Molecular function (GO): hydrolase activity
Source: RefSeq, a predicted model, not a curated record
UGACCGACCACCAGAGCGCGCGGGAGAGAUAGCGAGACUAGACUCUAGAGAGGUAAUGCUAAGCGCGUUGGUACACGCUCCCACCCUGUGUUCUCCUUCCGGUUCGCCUCCCAACCCUUUGUCCAAGAACAUCGUCACACGCGCCUCCAUGGCCACCGCCUCAGCUCGUAGCUCAGCUCGAAUAGCAAUUGUCGGCGACGUCCAUGAUCAGUGGAAUCUAGAAGAAGAUACGAAGGCACUUGAACUGCUGCAGCCCGAUUUGGUUCUUUUUACAGGUGAUUUUGGUGAAGAGAACGUUGAACUCGUUCAGAGCGUUGCAGAGCUCAGAUUUGAUAAAGCAGUUAUUCUGGGAAACCAUGAUGCCUGGCAUACAAAACAGUUUUCUGGAAAGAAAAAAGAUGGCGUUCAACUUCAGCUAGAAUGUCUCGGCGAGGAGCAUGUAGGUUAUCGGCGUUUGGACUUUCCUGUGGUAAAACUGAGCGUUGUUGGUGGGCGACCGUUUUCUUGUGGGGGAAAGCAGUUGUUUCGGCCAAAGCUUCUGUCUGCAAGGUAUGGGGUCCAAGACAUGGAUGGAAGUGCUAAGAGAAUAUGCAAAGCAGCUUUGGGUGCUCCAGAGGACCAUUUGGUCAUACUUCUUGCACAUAAUGGCCCCACAGGUCUUGGUUCCAACUUGGAUGACAUAUGCGGAAAAGAUUGGGUCUAUGGAGGUGGAGAUCAUGGUGACCCAGAUCUAGCACAAGCCCUGUCCCUCUUAAAAGAGACUGGAAAAAUCUGUGGUCCAUUGAUAGUGUUUGGUCACAUGCAUAAACAGCUAGCAGAUGGAAAUGGUCUUCGGAAAAUGAUAGUGGUUGGAGCUGACAACACUAUAUACCUGAAUGGGGCCAUUGUUCCGAGGGUUAAGAGACUAAAUGAUGAGCAAGGAACUAGCAACAAAAGCUUCGUGAAUAAAGAACCCCAUCUUUCAACACCAGAGUCAAAUGAUGAGCAAGGAACUAGCAACAAAAGCUUCGUGAAUAAAGAACCCCAUCUUUCAACACCAGAGUCCUGUGGCACCAUCCGUGCCUUCACUAUAGUGGAGAUUGUGGACAGAGCAGUAGAUAAAAUUGUUGAAAGUUGGGUUUCAGUUCUUGGCGAUAGGAUCACAUUGGAAGAGGAGCACAUGUUAUUUAACAACGGCCGUUAGAUUUCUCUGGUUUUGAUUUUAGUUUCAUCAUAUUUUAUGUAUGGAAGUAUGUUUUCUGUCCACAAUAUCCUAAGUGAAAGGAAAAUAGUUGUUCAACCCUAUAUGCUACUAGGGUUCCAAACAAAACAAGUUUGUAUCACUUCUAUAAAAUCUUAUUUAUGUC